Molecule: messenger RNA, 5860 nt
Organism: Gavialis gangeticus (Gharial)
Lineage: Eukaryota; Metazoa; Chordata; Crocodylia; Gavialidae
Gene: EXOC6B
Product: exocyst complex component 6B
Exons: 23
Coding region: 44-2434 (796 amino acids)
Biological process (GO): intracellular protein transport; Golgi to plasma membrane transport; exocytosis
Cellular component (GO): exocyst; membrane
Source: RefSeq, a predicted model, not a curated record
CUCUUUUAGGUCUGUUUACGAUGGCGAAGAGCAUGGCCGUUUCAUGGAAAAACUGGAAGCCCGAAUCCGAAACCACGACAGGGAGAUCGAGAAAAUGUGCAACUUCCAUUACCAGGGCUUUGUGGACUCUAUCACAGAGCUGCUGAAAGUUAGGGGUGAAGCUCAGAAGCUGAAGAAUCAAGUGACAGACACAAAUAGAAAACUACAGAAUGAAGGGAAAGAAUUGAUAAUAGCAAUGGAAGAGCUGAAACAAUGUCGACUACAACAGAGAAAUAUUUCCGCUACAGUUGAUAAACUAAUGCUGUGUCUUCCUGUUCUGGAGAUGUACAGCAAACUGAGAGAGCAGAUGAAAUCUAAAAGACAUUACCCUGCACUGAAGACACUAGAGCACCUUGAGCACACGUAUCUGCCACAGGUGAGCCACUACCGCUUCUGCAAGAUCAUGGUGGAUAACAUUCCGAAACUGCGUGAAGAAAUCAAAGAAGUUUCCAUGUCAGACCUCAAAGACUUCCUGGAGAGCAUCCGCAAGCACUCGGACAAGAUUGGCGAGACGGCAAUGAAACAGGCUCAGCAGCAAAGAAACCUGGAUAACAUUGUGUCUCAGCAUCCCAGGAUAGGUGGUGGAAAGAAAUCCAAGAAAGAAGUCUGUGCAGGCUCAGAUUUGGAGGUAAAAAACACUAGCCCCAUGUCUGAGCAGGAUUCGGGUAUCCUGGAUGUUGAAGAUGAGGAGGAGGAUGAAGAGGUGCCUGGCGCUCAGGACUUGGUGGACUUCUCCCCCGUGCACCGAUGCUUGCACAUAUAUUCUGUACUGGGUGCCCGAGAAACCUUUGAGAACUAUUACAGGAAACAGAGAAGAAAACAGGCCAGAUUGGUGCUGCAGCCCCCUUCAAACAUGCAUGAAACAUUAGACGGCUACAGGAAGUAUUUUAAUCAAAUUGUAGGUUUUUUUGUAGUUGAAGAUCACAUCUUGCAUACAACCCAGGGCUUGGUAAACAGAGCCUAUAUUGAUGAGCUGUGGGAACUGGCUUUGUCAAAAACCAUCGCAGCCCUAAGAACACAUUCGUCAUACUGUUCUGACCCGAACCUGGUUUUAGACUUGAAGAACCUCAUAGUGCUGUUUGCAGACACGCUCCAGGGAUAUGGAUUCCCUGUAAACCAGCUAUUUGACAUGCUGUUGGAAAUCAGAGACCAAUACAGUGAGACGCUCCUUAAGAAAUGGUCAGGAGUUUUCAGAAAUAUACUUGAUUCGGAUAACUACAGUCCUAUACCAGUAGCUAAUGAAGAAAUUUAUAAGAAGAUUGUAGGGCAAUUCCCCUUCCAGGAUGCAGAACUUGAAAAGCAACCAUUUCCAAAGAAGUUCCCCUUUUCCGAGUUUGUGCCUAAAGUUUACAGUCAGAUUAAGGAAUUCAUCUAUGCCUGUCUGAAGUUCUCCGAAGACCUUCAUCUGAGAUCACAGCAGAGGGCAGGGGGCAGCUUCCUCCUUAGGCUCCUUCUUCCGCUUCAGGACCUUCCCUCCUCAUGCUCCACCGAGGUUGACGACAUGAUUAGAAAAUCCACCAACUUGCUCCUGACUCGAACACUCAGCAACUGUUUACAAACUGUUAUUAAGAGGAGAAACAUAGGGCUGACGGAGCUUGUGCAAAUUAUCAUUAAUACAACCCAUUUGGAGAAAUCCUGCCGGUUCCUAGAGGAAUUCAUAACCAAUAUCACCAAUGUACUCCCAGAGACGGUCCACACGACCAAACUGUAUGGGACCACCACAUUCAAGGAUGCCCGCCAUGCUGCAGAGGAAGAGAUCUACACCAAUCUGAACCAGAAGAUUGACCAAUUCUUGCAGCUGGUGGAUUAUGAUUGGAUGGCAGCAGAACCAGGCAGCAGAGCCAGCGAUUAUCUUAUAGAUCUGAUUGCCUUCCUGCGCAGCACCUUUGCCGUGUUCACACACCUUCCUGGGGAUGUAGAUGCCCAUUCUACAAUGUCGGGUAAGGUGGCUCAGACUGCAUGUAUGUCGGCCUGCAAACACUUAUCCACUUCGCUGAUGCAGCUGCUGCUGGAAGUUGAAGUGAGGCAGCUGACACUGGGGGCCUUGCAGCAGUUCAACCUGGAUGUGGAAGAGUGUGAACAGUUUGCCAGAUCCGGGCCAGUGCCUGGGUUCCAAGGGGACACGCUGCAGUUGGCCUUCAUCGACUUGAGACAACUUUUGGAUCUGUUCCUCCACUGGGACUGGUCGACAUACCUGGCUGACUAUGGGCAACCUACCUGCAAGUAUCUUCGUGUGAACCCAACAACAGCCCUGACCCUCUUGGAAAAGAUGAAAGACACCAGCCGCAAGAACAACGUCUUUGCCCAGUUCCGGAAGAACGAGAGGGACAAGCAGAAGCUGAUAGACACUGUGGCUAAACAGCUCCGGAGUCUGAUCAAUAGCCACCAUUUGUGAGAGCCAGCAGCUUGGGAUGAAACUCUGGGGUCUCCAGCACGUGCCAAUCUCUGCACUGUGGCCACCAGGCACCAGGACUUUGGGAUUCAUGUUCCAAGAGAAUAUGUGUAUUUUUUUAUUCACGUGUAUAGUAUUCGAAAAACCUACCCUUCCGAAGACAGAAAAAUUGUUGCUAGACAAAAAAAAAUAAUCAAGGGAUCGCAUCGCAGCAUGGGUUUCACAGCUGCAGCAGAAGUGAUGCCAGCAGAUUCCACUGCAAGCUCCUGUGUUCAGGGGUUUCUCCCUUGACCCUAAAGACUAAAGCUGGAGGUAAACGUUCACUCCAAGAUGAAUUUUUUUACUAACCAAAUUCACAGAAUCAGUUUGACUUUAACUUAUUUAAGAGCAGGAAAGGAAAAAAAAAAGAAAGAAAGAAGAAAUAAGGAGUGUUGUAGUUUCGGAGGCUUUUCAUGCUCUUCAGUCUUUCUGCUAGGCAUGAAAGAGUGCAGCUUGUACAUUGGGCAUCUUUAGGGGAAAAGGGCAAAGAGAGGCGAAACCGUUCCCUUCUGUUCUGUUCCUGCGUGCGCUCACGUCGUGCCGCAUUGGCAGACUCCCUGCAGGUAGGUGGCUAGAGAAACGCAGGCAACAGAUCUGUCACGUCUGGCGGUGGGUCUCUCAGAAGGGACAGGCAUUGUCAUCGGGGAUAACUCUUGGGCUGCUGCUGUUUUUGACAAUGAUACUCAGCCCAGAGCGACUUGAGUGCCCCGCUGUCAUCAACUGGAAUUGGAGACAGCCUCAGAACACGCCUACUAGGAUGUCCAGUCCUCGUGGAGCCGUUUUUGCAAUGGGAAGUUAUUUCACUGUGAUUCAGCAUAGUCCUGUGAUGUCGGCAGCAGUGGGUGGUGGGGGGAACCCAGUCAAAUGCAUUGCACAGAUGAAGUGGGACAUUGCAGCGUGAUUUUUUGUUUUGUUUUGUUUUGGUUUGGUUUUUGUUUUUUGGGUUUCUCCUCUCAACUGGUCUCUGCUCUCCACCCGGUCUGCACGCCUGGAGGGAUGCAAUGAGAUCCUAAUGACUGGAGUCUGUUUGCUAAGUGCUUCUCCAGCCCGAUCCACGGAGCACAGGAGCGCUGUUGCUAGCGUAACUCUGUCCACGACCGAGAGAAGACCUGAACAGACUCUCGUGGACUCGCUGGAGCCACGUGCAGCUCUCAAGCAACCCACUGGAUCAACAAUUCACUGGGUAAAAAGUGCCUAAGAGCAAAAUUCUCCUCUGUUGUCUGUAGCAAGAAUCAGUUCCAUAUACACCCUCCUGUGCCAGGGAAGCCAAGUGGCGUGCUAUGUACAGAGAGAUUUACUCAGCCUGAUAAAGAAGAGACUUUUGCCCUUGCCUUGUAUUUACCCUCUUAAGUGUAACUACUCUAGGGGUAGCAUUUCUAAGGGCUCCCCCUUUCCUAUCAAGUCCAGAUGCAAACUAUUCUAGCGCUAGCGAGUCAUUUUUUUCUAUAAAAGCAGGCAUGCCAAGCUCCACGUUCAUCUACAACUAAUAGAAAGGGAACCAAUAAGGUCUUGAAUAUAUACAUAUCCACAUCAGUAGUGCUGCUUCGACACAUAAGCAAGCUUAGCACUUUUUUUUUUUUUUUACAACUAUGUAAAUGUGUUGGGAUUUAUUUGUUUUGUUUUUAACUCGUACGACUGUUGUUUUUUGGAAGCCAAAGCCCCUUUUCUGACCUGAGAGAGAGAUUUCCUUUUGCUGCCUUUUCCUCAAAAGUCUUGUGCUGGUGGCACUAGUUCACAUCCCAUUUCAUCCACAUGCUCAUUAGUCCCUGAUGGGUGUGUGGGUGGCUGGUUCUCCAGGCCCACGUUCCAGCCCACUUUAUUUCCACCAUGCGCAUCGGUGGACUGAUGUCUUUGCAUUUCCUUGCUACCGUGUGCCACUUAUUUACACACCAGUUGCACAAGGUGCGCAAUUUUGCAUACAUCUAUAGCAAUGGUAAUUUCUUCCCCACCCCAAUAUUCUCAGCAAUGCACACUUUUCCAAGGGCACCUAUUACUUUUCCAAAGGCUAAUAGCCAGGGUUGUAAGCAAUAAACUUCUAUCACUGCCUCCCUGUCCUGGCUACAUCCAGGUGAUGGGACAAGUAGGUAGUGGAGGAGUGGGCACCCGGCAAGUGUCUGAUGCAGAUGGGAAGGGAUCAGUGGUCACAUAAGCUGAGGGACCUAAAAACCAAAGAAGCAAAUGCUUUCCUCAAAGCAGGAGCAGAAGAGCGGAAGCUGGCUUGGCUCUGUUCACACCCGAUGACGCCUCCAGCAUGACCGCUUCAUCAUCGUCCGCCCAGUCCCCAGCCAUGCACCUUCCCUAGUUCAGGAGACGGCAUCCUUUUGUCCCUGCUUUUGCAGAGCUGUGUCCCGUGACUACUAGGUUUGAGUCCACUAGACACCUAAAGGCCACAAAGAGUAAUAGGCACUUUAAAAUACUGCAGAACUGAACUGCUGCAGCUGCUGGCAACACUAUCAUUGAGCAUCAGCAGGCAUGACAAAGAAGGCGCUCUGGCAUUUCCAGAUUUUAUUAGUGGGAGGGUAAGCUGUCAAAUACAAUUUUUAAUAGCAUUUGUCAGCCUCUGACUUUGCUGCCGGGUAGGGUGGCGGCUUUGCGGCACUUAUUAUUUUCCUCCACUCCUUGAGAGAGGAUGGGGGGGCAGUGGGAAAUGCCCUCCGAGGUGUAGGGCACCUUUGUGUCGGCUCAGCCCGGACGAUGGGGAAGGGUUAUCAUGCCGCAGGAGGGGUGAGCAGUGAAAAGGCAGCCAGCUGUUAAGAUCCUGCUGCAGGCUUUAGACUUGAGAGGGUGUUCCCAAGAGUCAUCUCCAUUUUUUCAUUGGGAAAAGGUCUGCCAUCAGUUUGUUUAAUCAUUUUAUUUAGAAAGAAAACACAUCGUUAGCAGAGUCAGGGACCCUCCAUGCCCUGAAUCCAGGCUCUCUCUGUCCUGUCUCCAACAAGCUAAAUUUAAAGAGGAACGAAAUGGGAUUGCCAGGCUUGCACGGGAUUGAUUUCCUCUCUCUCCGCAAGCUCUGCUUGGAGAGGCCACGCAACAUGUCUGAACCAGGAUCAUGUGAACCAUCUCUGGCUCUUGCCUUCAGGACUUUCAGUGGGGAAAUGCAGCCCCUGCCAAGUCGGAGAUUCAGUGAGGCUCCGGUUUCGGGAGGUCACCCACCUAACCGCAAGUCGCAUAACAGGGAUGAAAAAUGGAAUUUCGGUGCUCUGUUCCCAAUUAACUUUCUGUUCCAAGAGAUGCAGCCCUGUCCCUUCAAAAUAAAAUUAAUCUUUUAAACAGAUUGCUUAAAAAGCCCUGGAAGACAUGUCAAAUCCCCUCUAACGCUCUUACUAAUGAUUUGUAUCCUCUGAUACGGAUGGUAUUGCUUAGGAGGGAAAGAUUGUUAUAGCUGUGCGAUAA